Molecule: messenger RNA, 2602 nt
Organism: Sapajus apella (tufted capuchin)
Lineage: Eukaryota; Metazoa; Chordata; Mammalia; Primates; Cebidae
Gene: CUNH6orf62
Product: chromosome unknown C6orf62 homolog
Exons: 5
Coding region: 672-1361 (229 amino acids)
Source: RefSeq, a predicted model, not a curated record
AAUAACAAGCACUGAUAAUACAUAGCAAUAGUGAAAUCUGAAAUAACAAAGAAUUAAUUAGGUACUACAGCCAUGGAGCUGGCUGGGUGAAAUCUAAUUGGAUAUUUCAGUUUCAUUCACCUACCCUGUUUUGGUGUUUUGUUUGGUUUUGGUGGUUUUUCCUUUUUUUCCUUUGGAAAGCAAGGAUCACAGUUCCCCCUCCCUGUUCCUUUUCUUAAUCCCUUUUCUAAAAAGGGGGGAAAAUCCGGAUGGAUUUUAGGGAUUGGUCUGGUGUCAGCUGUGUUUUAUUGCACACCUAAAUCCUGAUUAUAGGCUUUUCAUUUCUCCGCAAAGCCUUUAUUUUGGCAGUUGAGCCAAAUGUGUUUUCCAGAAAGUUAGUUCAAGUAUUUUCUCCUCUUUCUUUCCUUUCUCCCCUCCCUUUUUCCCAGCUAACCCCAAACGUUAUUGUCCAAACAUGACUGGACAGCAGCUUUUGUUUCUUGACCCUGUAAUAUGACAGUCUGCUAAUAUUGCCAGAAGGUACAGUUUUUGGGUUACAGUCGUGAUUUUCGAUAUUCAAUCAUAUUAGCAGGGAAAAAAAUGACUUGUUUCUGUUGUACUUGAGUCUUAAGAAAAAGUGCCCAUAGUUUAGUGACAAUUUCCAAAGGCUUUAGUACCACCUCUAUUUCAAAAUGGGGGACCCAAACUCCCGGAAGAAACAAGCUCUGAACAGACUACGUGCUCAGCUUAGAAAGAAAAAAGAAUCUCUAGCUGACCAGUUUGACUUCAAGAUGUAUAUUGCCUUUGUAUUCAAGGAGAAGAAGAAAAAGUCGGCACUUUUUGAAGUGUCUGAGGUUAUACCAGUCAUGACAAAUAAUUAUGAAGAAAAUAUCCUGAAAGGUGUGCGAGAUUCCAGCUAUUCCUUGGAAAGUUCCUUAGAGCUUUUACAGAAGGAUGUGGUACAGCUCCAUGCUCCUCGAUAUCAGUCUAUGAGAAGGGAUGUAAUUGGCUGUACUCAGGAGAUGGAUUUCAUUCUUUGGCCUCGGAAUGAUAUUGAAAAAAUUGUCUGUCUCCUGUUUUCUAGGUGGAAGGAAUCUGAUGAGCCUUUUAGGCCUGUUCAGGCCAAAUUUGAGUUUCAUCACGGUGACUAUGAAAAACAGUUUCUGCAUGUACUGAGCCGAAAGGACAAGACUGGAAUUGUUGUCAACAAUCCUAACCAGUCAGUGUUUCUCUUCAUUGACAGACAGCACUUGCAGACUCCAAAAAACAAAGCUACAAUCUUCAAGUUAUGCAGCAUCUGCCUCUACCUGCCACAGGAACAGCUCACCCACUGGGCAGUUGGCACCAUAGAGGAUCACCUCCGUCCUUACAUGCCAGAGUAGAGUACUGACCAGCAAAAUGGAGAAGAUCAGAGAAUGCAGCAGCAUUUUUUUUCUUGUUUUCUUACCACUUUAUUCUUUCAGAGUUUAAAGAAAAUGGACUCAUGCACAGAACACUAUGCAUUUUGAAACUUGUUCAUCCUGGAUUUUUUUAAAUCAUUUCUAUCUCAGAACUUAAAAAAAAAUUAGAUGUCUUCUGCACAGACUGUGUGAAAGAAGAUGCUUUGCAUAUUUGCUGCACUGCAUCAGUAUCUUACUAAAAAUGUGAAAUGAAAGGACUAUAUUGUACACUGAAAUGCUUAAAUGUAUCUGAAAGCACAAGGUGAUACUAGUUUGUAUGGUCUUCCCAUGUGUGCUGGUUUUUGCCUCUUUGACAUCUGUCAUCAGUAUUUAGAGGGUGAGAAGUGAAUGUAACAGGUAUAAAUAACAUUUUUAAAAACAUAAUAGCUUUGCUAUAAUCACAGUUGUUCCAGAGCACUGUCAGAUUCAAUUCUAAUGACCAGAACUGGUUGUUUAAAAAAAGAAAACACAACCAUGGGAAAGAAAUCUUAAAUGAAAAACGCAUCUCAUUGUAGGCUUUUGCCUCAUAUUUUACUGGGCCAUGUUUGUUUCCUGGUACUCAUAAAUAUAUGUAUUUUUUUUUUUUUUUCCAGAUCUCUUUCCCCAAGUUGCUAUUGUAAGAGUAUUCUGCUGUGUGUGGAUGCAGUUAUACACAUUAAAGCAGAUCUGGAGUCUGAAGUAGCUAUAAAGCAGCUAUAAAACAAAUACAUUCAUAGCUGCAGAAACCAUGAUAGGUAGAAGACUUUCCUUUUUGGUUUGGUUUUGUUUUUUGGUUUUACAGAGAAGAGAUUUUUAUUACGAAGAAAAUUCCAGUGAAUUGUGCAGAAAUGGUUUCUACACCCUCCGAAAGAAAAACUUACAAGGGUGUUUUGGGAGUAGAAAAAGGUUAUAAAGUUGGAAUCUUAAAUUGUAAAAUUAACCAUUGAGUGUCAAAGUUCUAAAAGCAGAACUCAUUUUGUGCAAUGAACAUAAGGAAAGACUACUGUAUAGGUUUUUUUUUUUUUUUUUUUUUUUUUUUUAUUCUUUUAAAUGAAGAAAAGCUUUGCUUAAAGGUUGCAUACUUUUAUUGGACUAAAUCUGAAUGAUCCUACUCCUUUGGAGUAAAACUAGUGCUUACCAGUUUCCGAUUGUAUUUAGCUUCUGGUUGGAAUUCAAAAAAAAAAAAAAAAAAAGCCUUAAAAAAA